CCCUCCCUGCCCCAUGGCUUCUCCGGACCACCCUGUGCGCGCAGAUCAUAUGGCAAAGGAGCCAGUGGAAGACACAGACCCCAGCACUUUAUCCUUUAACAUGCCAGACAAAUAUCCCAUUCAGGAUACGGGACUCCCUAAAGCUGAGGACUGUGAUCCAAUUACUUUGAACUGCCCAACAAAUUCUGAGGUGCAUCACCAGGGAGAAGAAAAUGGCUUUCCAGACAGUACUGGAGAUCCCCUUUCAGACCUAAGCAAAGAUGAGUCCUGCAAGGAGAACUGUACUUGUUCCUCCUGUGUGCUCCGGGCCCCGACCAUAAGUGACUUACUCAAUGAUCAGGACUUGCUUGAUGUCAUCAGGAUAAAGCUGGAUCCAUGUCACCCAACAAUAAAAAACUGGAGGAAUUUUGCAAGUAAAUGGGGCAUGCCCUAUGAUGAACUGUGUUUCCUGGAGCAGCGGCCUCAGAGCCCUACCUUGGAGUUCCUGCUCCGGAACAGCCAGAGGCCAGUGGGCCAGCUGAUGGAGCUCUGCAGGCUCUACCACAGGGCCGACGUGGAGAAGGUCCUGCACAGGUGGGUGGAUGAGGAGUGGCCCAAGAGGGGUCGUGGAGACCACCCCAGGAACUUCUAG
Nyctereutes procyonoides (raccoon dog) is the source of this 631-nucleotide messenger RNA. Its product is annotated as ectodysplasin-A receptor-associated adapter protein-like. Lineage: Eukaryota; Metazoa; Chordata; Mammalia; Carnivora; Canidae. The record is from RefSeq and is a predicted model, not a curated record. Gene Ontology annotation, biological process: signal transduction. The coding region runs from base 14 to 631 and encodes 205 amino acids. The transcript has a single exon. Gene Ontology annotation, molecular function: protein binding.